UUUGAUGAUGACGAUUACGAAAGGCCACGCUUCAAGGAUGCUCAUGCCGGACCAGCUAUAACUUAUAGACUAUCCGGAGCAACGGAGGCUACUACUAUACAAAUACCCGCCAAUAUAAAUCGCUAUUUACGUGAAUAUCAACGUGAAGGUAUUCAAUUCUUAUAUAAUAAUUACAAAGCUAAUCGAGGUAGCAUUUUAGGUGACGAUAUGGGAUUAGGUAAAACGGUACAAAUUAUCGGCUUUAUCGCUGCUGUCUUGAAUAAAUCCGGUACUAAAGAGGAUGUCAUGAAAAAAUUAUGGUGGAAAAGCAGUCCAUCACCUACAAAUAAACGGCAAUCAUUUUUAAUUGUUUCACCUGGCUCGGUUUUAUAUAACUGGAUUGACGAAUUAAAUACGUGGGGACACUUUAAAGUAGGCCGAUUUCAUGCAUCACAUAAGGAUGAAACAUUGCAACAAUUAGAAAAGGGUCGCCUUGAUGUUGUACUCACUACAUUUGAAACAUUAAGAAAUUACUUGGACGAUUUAAAUAGUUUCAAAUGGUUAGCUGUUAUCGUUGAUGAAGCUCACCGAUUAAAAGAUGGCAAAUCAAAGGUAACAAUUGCGAUGAAAAAUAUUAAAUGUAGACGACGUAUUGGAUUGACUGGUACAGCCAUGCAAAAUCGCUUAUCUGAAUUUUGGUGUUUACUGGAUUGGGCCAAUCCGGGCUGUUUGGGCACGCUUGGGACAUUUCAGAAAGACUAUGAGAGCCCAAUCAAGCAAGGGCGUAAAUUUAACGUUACAAAGCGAGAAUUAGCAAAUUCUAAUUUAAAAUCGGAAGAAUUAACAAAAUUACAUUCUCAAUGGUUUUUAAGGCGGACGAAAGCUUUAAUUGCUGAACAGCUACCUAAGAAAGAUGAGAAAGUAGUAUUUUGCUAUCUUUCUGAAUUACAAAAUAAUUUAUAUGAAGAACUGUUAAAGAAUUCAGAUGUUGAUCUUAUUGUGCGACAAUCUGAACCAUGUGAUUGCGGCAGUAAAAAAAACAGAGGAAAAUGUUGUUAUCAGACAAAUAUCAAGGGAGAAAAAAUAAAUUCUCUACUAAUGCAGUACUUGCAGUUAUUUCUUAAAGUUGCAAAUCACGUUGCCUUGUUACUACCUAAUUCAAAUCAAUCUGAGGAACAACGUAAUAAGGCUAGAGAAAUUUGCGUUCGAAUGUACUCCAAUUUUCCACAGUUUAAAUCUAUAUCCUCAAAUGCCUCUUUAUUAACGCUAUCAGAUCCUCUAUACUGUGGAAAAAUGAAGGCCUUAGAAGCCUUACUUAUUAAGUUCAAGAAGGACGGAAGCAAAGUGCUGUUAUUUUCGUAUUCUGUGCAGUUGCUUAACAUUUUAGAGACUUACAUCAUGUGCAAAGGCAUCAAUUAUUGUAGACUGGAUGGAAAUACUAGAAUUGAACAACGAGCUGAUAUAGUUAGAAAGUUCAAUAACGAUCCUCAAAUUUCAUUGUGCCUGAUUUCUACUAAGGCGGGAAGUCUAGGUUUAAAUUUUACUGGUGCCAAUUCUGUAUUGAUAUUUGAUCCAAAUUGGAAUCCUGCUCAUGAUUUACAAGCGCAAGAUCGAGCAUAUCGUAUUGGGCAACGUUGCGAUGUUCGUGUAUAUCGAUUAAUAACUUCCGGAACAAUAGAAGAGGUCAUGUACUUAAGGCAAAUUUAUAAACUGCAACUCGCUAACGUUGCAAUGCAAAAUAGCAAAGAACGUCGCUAUUUUACGGGCGUAGCUGACGACAAAGAGCAACAUGGUGAACUUUUUGGCAUCGAAAAUUUAUUUUCAUUACGACGACGAGGAGUCAGUCUAGCAGAGGACAUAAUUAAGGUU
Molecule: messenger RNA, 1848 nt
Organism: Trichoplax adhaerens
Lineage: Eukaryota; Metazoa; Placozoa; Uniplacotomia; Trichoplacea; Trichoplacidae
Exons: 9
Molecular function (GO): ATP binding; ATP-dependent chromatin remodeler activity
Source: RefSeq, a predicted model, not a curated record